Hypanus sabinus (Atlantic stingray) is the source of this 1809-nucleotide messenger RNA. It is a transcript of the gene znhit3, whose product is annotated as zinc finger, HIT-type containing 3. The record is from RefSeq and is a predicted model, not a curated record. Gene Ontology annotation, cellular component: nucleus; pre-snoRNP complex. Gene Ontology annotation, biological process: box C/D snoRNP assembly; maturation of LSU-rRNA from tricistronic rRNA transcript (SSU-rRNA, 5.8S rRNA, LSU-rRNA); snoRNA localization. Gene Ontology annotation, molecular function: protein binding. NCBI's taxonomy places the organism in Eukaryota, Metazoa, Chordata, Chondrichthyes, Myliobatiformes, Dasyatidae. The coding region runs from base 96 to 548 and encodes 150 amino acids. The transcript has 5 exons.
GGCGAUGGUGAGAGGAUCCCGAACGGGUCAGAGUUGGCGCUUCGACGUCGUCGUCAGGGUAACGCGCGCGGUGGUUGCUGGGAGCCGAUGGUGGCAUGAUGAAGGUCUGCGGCGUGUGUGAGGAGCAGGCUACUAAGUACCGAUGCCCGGCCUGUGAUGUGCGCUAUUGUUCUGUAGGAUGCUACAAGAAACAUAAGGAUGAUUGCAAACCACAAAAGUCUGGUUCAGUGUCAUCAACUUCAGAGCUUUCUACAGAAGUUGGGACAAUAACAUGGCAAGAAGGCAAAGAUGACAUACUGGGUGAAGAUGAAGAAUCUGAUCGCGUGCCCCUAGAGAAAUUAAAACUGUUGGCAAAAUCUGAGGAAUUGAAGAGUUUACUUUGUAAUCCUCAUCUUAGACAGUUGCUAUUGACAAUAGACAGAGCAGAAGAUAAAGAAAACAUCAUGAAAUCGGCUAUGCAAGAACCAAUUUUUGUAGAAUUUGCUGAUCGAUGUCUACAAGUAGUUGAACCCCAAGAUAAAGAAAAUGACAUCUCUGGCUCCUGGUAAAUGUGUUUAACCCCUGAGCACUUGGCAACUAUGUUGCAAAGUAAUUGACCAAUCCUGGUUUUGACUUUGGGGGGGGGCGGGGAAUGGAAAGCCUGACAAUUCAGCAACUAUGGAAUGUGCAGUGAGGUCAAUGACUGUGGACAGUAGUGUUUUUUUUUACAAAGUUUGACUGAAAUUGUGAUAAAUUUUAAAAUACAACAAAAAUAUUUAAGGUGGCAGCUAAUAAGUGUGAUAUAUAAAUAGUAUAUCAAUAAAAUCAAAAUUCAAUUUGCUGCUUUAAACAUUUACCUUCACUUCUACACCCUCCCCCUAUUUAACAUUUGCUGCUCACUAACUUGUUUGCUAAGAUACAUUGCAUAAGACAUCUCUACAAGUUGUGCAAUGAAGUUAAAAUACCAUUUAAUUUGCUAAAUGGUUACUAUACAUUCAUGUUAUCUUUGAUUCAAUGAAUAAAGACACCAAGGUCCCUCUAAAAACCCAUAUCUUUCAAAAUUUCUGUUUAAUACUCAACAUUUUUAUGCAUUAGAUUCCUCUGGUGGUCUUGUUCAAUUAUUUAAGUAGAAAUCUUCCUAAGCGUUUUCACUUAUUUCUCAGACAUUGCCACCAAGUUUUUGAAUCAGGAGUAAAUCUAGGUACAUUGCACUUCAUACCAUUAGACCAUCAAUAAAGGCUGAACACCUGGGGCAUCAGUGCCAAGUCCCAAAUCGCAUUAGUUAUGGUUUCUACAGUCCAAAAAAGUUUAUUGUUUUAUCAUUAAUCAAUUCUCAGUCCGUGCCAGUAUAUUACACAAUUUAGUUUCAUAAUCUCCAGCAUGGAACCUUAGUGAAGGCUUCUAGUAGUUCUAAACAUGUCAACAGGUUUAUCAAAUAUUAUUUCUCUAAGCAUCAGUUUGAUAUUACCACUUCUUAUAUAAUAGAUUCCAGCACUUUCCUUAUUAACUGAUGAGGCUAAAUGGUCAAUAGCUUCUUUCCCCCAACAUCCUUUCUUCAGUAGUGAUGUUUUAAUUGCUACUUUCUGAGAUUACCUUUCUGAAUCAACAUAAUUUUACAUUACCAUCACUCCAAUCAGUCUCCAAGCCACAUCCUCUUAAAGGAUAGCCAUCAUGUUCUGACUGAUCCCUUUCUCUCCCAUUAAUUUCUUGAAUGUUAUUUAUUUUGAAUGGAUUUUCUCUAAUUUACUCUAAUCUGCUCUUUACAAAUGUAAAAAAUUGGAAUGUAUGACCUAGAGUUAUUUUCAAUAAAACAAACAGAAUUCAUUCUUA